Molecule: messenger RNA, 2058 nt
Organism: Cuscuta campestris
Lineage: Eukaryota; Viridiplantae; Streptophyta; Magnoliopsida; Solanales; Convolvulaceae
Source: the annotation of a GenBank genome assembly
CCACAUGUGAUCGGACCUCACUUGGACGAUGGUUUGACACUUUGUGUUCAACACUCUAAGUCCUGAUGUGGGAUGCGUGUGAAGCUUAAUCUCACACCCCACACAGGCCAGCGACCUGCCUCAGGGCAUGGCUCAUAUCCAGCCCAUUUAGUCAUUCCUUAGCGAGGCCGGGUAAAACCUCCCUACGAGGUGUUGAAGAUUGUCCGUAACGAUAUUAUCGCGAGGCCGAGGUAAGCCAUCCACCGCGACGCACUCCUAUCCGUCUUCCACGACGCGAUCUCAUUUCCUUUUCCACGAGGCCAAGGUAAGCCGUCCACCGCGACGCACUCCCGUCCGUCUCCCACAACGCGAUUUUGUUUCCUCUUCUACGAGGCUGAGGUAAGCCCUCACCGCGAGGCACUCCAAAUCGUCCGCGAUGAUACUAUUCGCGAGGCCGAGGUAAGCCGUCCAUCUCGACGCACUCCUAUCCGUCUUCCACGACGAGAACUAUUUGCUCUCGGAUCUAAGGCGAGGGGUGCAUCAUUUGUGCCUAUCUCACUCACCCGAGUAGCUUUCAUUUGAAUACCCCGGUCUCACUAAGUAUGACAUCAAGGUUUGUUCUAGACCAGACUACUACACGAUCGGCGCGCUUCACUGAUUAGGCCUAUCUUUUGUCCGAGACUUUAGACUCAACUCAUACGUUGACUUACUUUUCUCGGCCGCGUGGUGAUCGGUUCGCCCGAGCCCGCGAGCGCCUUGUAUUCUUUUUGAACUUAUUUUGCAGGUUAGAAGGAUGAGAAGGCCAAGUUCGACCUCAGCCACCUCACGAGGCACCCACGCACUCGUCUCGUGGAGUACUUGAGCUCGGCCUCAUCCAUCUCGUGGGGGACUCAAGCUUGGCCACUCAAGCUCGGCUUCGGCCACUCAAGCUCGGCUUCAGCCACUCAAGCUUGGCCACUCAAGCUCGGCCUCGACCAUCUCGUGGGGCACUCAAGCUCGGCCUUAGCCACCGCGCGAGGCACUCGAGCUCGGCAUCGACCACCUCGUGGGGCACUCGAGCUCGGCCUUCAGCCACUCGAGCUCGGCCUCGGCCAUCUCAUGAAGGGGCUAGAGACUCCCACCGGAGCCGAGCAUGGACAUUACUCCCCUUCACCUCGGAAUUCUUCUUCGGCUUAGGGAGUGGGGGACUCCGGGUGCUCGGCUCAUGAUUGUUACAUCUCACAUGAGGAGAGGUUGGGGAUCGACAUCCCGACCUUGUAUCAGACCACAGCAGUCCGUGUUGGCAUGCACUCGUCGGCAAUCCAUUAUGUCGAAUAGCCCUCGACUCUGGACAACGAGUCCGGGGGACUUGAAGAUCACCUCUUCUGAGAUUCACACAGAAGACUUCACACCCUUACAAUGUUUUUCGUGGUUCACCUUGUAGGACGAGAUGUACUCUUUUCUUGACCUAGGAUUUUUUCCCAUCCUCAUGGUUUUUUCCUCGGCAAGUUUUUAAUGAGACAUCCCCCAUGGAGUGAGUCACACAUUGACAGGGUUGUGGGUGGAUCCUUGAAAACGACGAUGUACUUUGUAUGAGAGCAGAUCAUUGCAAGACACUGAGCAGAUUAUGUGUUUUUCUUGCUUUGCCGCUUCAGACAGCGAGUCGGCAGCACACUUCAUGCUGACUAGGGCGAUUUCUUUCACCAUGCUCGGGACAACGAGUUGGAGGUGCUCUAGAAACCAAGGAAGACGGUGUCCUUCCGUGGUGGAUUAUUGUUCUACUCCCACUUCACCUCGAGCUCCUCUCGGCUCGGGAAGUGGGGGACUCAUGAAGGAUACCCUGGACAGGGGGUAUCCAGUCUUUGUAUAAUAUUAGUCGGGUGGUCCAGUUUGUUGGAUCAGCCCGAUAGUCGUUCAUUAAUUACUUAUUUAGGGCGGCCCAGCCUGUUGGGCCGGCCCAUUGGUCUUUGUAUGUAAACCCUAGCCCUAACUCUCCCAUUAUAUACCCCUCUUCUUGGAAGAGAAAAGAAGGGAGAGGGAGCUCAUUCAACACACACACACCACACGUUCGGACUAGCACAAUAAUACUCGCAACUUUAC